Messenger RNA from Pteropus alecto (black flying fox), 2026 nucleotides. It is a transcript of the gene NUP54, whose product is annotated as nucleoporin 54. Gene Ontology annotation, biological process: NLS-bearing protein import into nucleus; protein localization to nuclear inner membrane; nuclear pore organization. Gene Ontology annotation, cellular component: nuclear pore central transport channel; nuclear pore. The coding region runs from base 88 to 1686 and encodes 532 amino acids. The record is from RefSeq and is a predicted model, not a curated record. Gene Ontology annotation, molecular function: structural constituent of nuclear pore. NCBI's taxonomy places the organism in Eukaryota, Metazoa, Chordata, Mammalia, Chiroptera, Pteropodidae. The transcript is spliced from 13 exons.
GUUACUGGGGCAGUUUCCCCGCCGGAUCCAAAAGAGGAGUGCACCGAGUGUCGCGGGAGCGGCGCUUUGGUCUUCUGCACCCGCGAUAUGGCUUUCAACUUUGUGGUUCCUUCGGGCACCUCGGGCACCGCUGCAGCCACCGCGGCCCCAGCGGGUGGGUUUGGAGGAUUUGGGACAACAUCUACAACAGCAGGUUCUGCAUUCAGCUUUUCUGCUCCAGCUAACACAGGCACUACGGGACUCUUCGGUGGUACUCAGAACAAAGGUUUUGGAUUUGGUACUGGUUUUGGCACAACAACUGGAACUAGUACUGGUUUAGGUACUAGUUUGGGAACUGGACUGGGAUUUGGAGGAUUUAAUACACAGCAGCAGCAGCAGCAAACUACAUUAGGUGGUCUCUUCAGUCAGCCUACACAAGCUCCUGCCCAGUCCAACCAACUGAUAAAUACUGCAAGUGCUCUUUCUGCUCCAACGCUAUUAGGAGAUGAGAGGGAUGCUAUUUUGGCAAAAUGGAAUCAACUGCAGGCCUUUUGGGGAACAGGAAAAGGAUAUUUCAAUAAUAACAUUCCACCAGUGGAAUUCACACAAGAAAAUCCCUUUUGCCGAUUUAAGGCAGUAGGUUAUAGUUGUAUGCCCAAUAAUAAAGAUGAAGAUGGGCUAGUGGUUUUAAUUUUCAACAAAAAAGAAACAGAUAUUCGAAGCCAGCAACAGCAAUUGGUAGAAUCGUUGCAUAAAGUUUUGGCAGGAAACCAGACCCUCACUGUAAAUGUAGAGGGUAUUAAAACGUUGCCAGAUGAUCAGACAGAAGUUGUCAUUUAUGUUGUUGAGCGUUCUCCAAAUGGUACUUCAAGAAGAGUUCCAGCUACAACACUAUAUACGCAUUUUGAACAAACCAAUAUAAAAACACAACUGCAGCAACUUGGUGUAACUCUUUCAAUGACUAGAACAGAACUUUCUCCUGCACAGAUCAAACAGCUUUUACAGAAUCCUCCUGCUGCUAAUAUGUUUGCUAGAAAUUUGGGGAAAUUACAAGCUAAAGGAAAAUUGUCCAUAAUCCAUCUACCCAAAGGUGUUGAUCCUAUUAUCUGGGAACAAGCCAAGGUGGAUAACCCUGAUUCUGAAAAGUUAAUUCCUGUACCAAUGGUGGGUUUCAAAGAACUUCUUCGAAGACUGAAGGUUCAAGAUCAGAUGACUAAGCAGCAUCAGACCAGAUUAGAUAUCAUAUCUGAAGAUAUUAGUGAAUUACAGAAGAAUCAAACUACAACUAUGGCCAAAAUUGCACAAUAUAAGAGGAAACUCAUGGACCUUUCUCAUAGAACCUUACAGGUCCUAAUCAAACAGGAAAUUCAGAGGAAGAGUGGAUAUGCCAUCCAAGCUGAUGAAGAGCAGUUGCGAGUUCAGCUAGAUACAAUUCAGUGUGAACUAAAUGCACCUACUCAGUUUAAGGGCCGACUGAAUGAACUAAUGUCCCAAAUCAGGAUGCAGAAUCAUUUUGGAGCAGUCAAAUCUGAAGAAAAAUAUUAUAUAGAUGCAGAUCUGUUACGAGAAAUCAAGCAGCAUUUGAAACAACAACAGGAAGGCCUUAGCCACUUGAUUAGCAUCAUAAAAGAUGAUCUAGAAGAUAUAAAGUUGGUAGAACAUGGACUGAAUGAAGCCAUCCACGUCAGAGGUGGUGUCUUUAGUUGACAGUCCACAAACGUGUUAAAGAUUUGUAAUGUAUCUUCUUACUACAUCACGCCUUCCUUAAGAAUGAAACUGACCACAUGGGGGGAUAAAACGAUCCUCUCCUGGCUUGGUUUUUGAGAAGAUUACUGACAAAUUAUUGUUCUUCAAAUCUGAAAUAAGUCACUUCUCAGCCCUUCAAAGAUAGCCUUUGAAAGAUUUGAGAAGUACAUCAUUACCAAAAAUACCUAUUAUUGUACAUUUUUACAACAGCAUUUCUAUUAAAAAUAAUCAGUGUUUAAUGAUUAUUCUCCAUUGAGCCUAUACUUUCCAUAGCAAAUAAAUAUGAAAUACCUACUUUGCA